AUGGGCGGCGAUCCGGUUAAAGGUAAAAAACUGUUCAUGAAACUGUGUGUUUCUUGUCAUACCACGGAAAAAGAUGGUAAACAUAAAAUAGGUCCCAACCUACAUGGCAUUAUAGGGAAAACAUCUGGAACUGCUCCAGGUUUUAAUUUUACAGAAACCAUGAAGGAUAAAGCCGUUGUAUGGGAUGAGAAGACUUUAAAUGAUUAUCUCGAAUUUCCCAAAAAAUUUGUUCCAGGAACAAAAAUGGCAUUUUAUGGUCUUAAGAAGGCCGAAGAUCGAAGCGAUUUAAUUGCCUUUUUAGCUACUUUGAAAUAA
Molecule: messenger RNA, 315 nt
Organism: Formica exsecta
Lineage: Eukaryota; Metazoa; Arthropoda; Insecta; Hymenoptera; Formicidae
Product: cytochrome c-like
Exons: 2
Coding region: 1-315 (104 amino acids)
Molecular function (GO): heme binding; electron transfer activity
Source: RefSeq, a predicted model, not a curated record